Capsella rubella is the source of this 1470-nucleotide messenger RNA. Its product is annotated as chaperone protein dnaJ 49. Gene Ontology annotation, molecular function: Hsp70 protein binding. The record is from RefSeq and is a predicted model, not a curated record. Gene Ontology annotation, biological process: cellular response to misfolded protein. Bases 148 to 1224 code for a protein of 358 amino acids. The transcript has a single exon. Gene Ontology annotation, cellular component: endoplasmic reticulum membrane. NCBI's taxonomy places the organism in Eukaryota, Viridiplantae, Streptophyta, Magnoliopsida, Brassicales, Brassicaceae.
UUUGUCUAGAAAGCUUGAAAGCUCUCUCUGUGGAAGAGGAGGACCCAGCGGCGACAUCUCAGAUGAACUCCUAUCGCUGCGAGACGCCCUAAUUCCUCUGGAGCUUCCGAUAGUCUCAUCGGGAAAUUUAGCUUUCCCGUUGUAUCAAUGGAUGGUAACAAAGACGACGCGUUGAAAUGCCUAAAAAUCGGCAAGGAUGCGGUGGAAGCAGGAGAUCGCUCUCGCGCUUUGAAAUUUCUGGAGAAAGCUCGUCGUCUUGAUCCGUCUCUCCCGAUUGAUGAUCUUGUUUCUGAUCUGAAUAAGCAAUCGGAUGAACCAGCGGCGGAGGAGGAUUCGCCUGGAUCUGCCGCCAACGAGUCAUCUAAGCCGCCGUCGGAUCGACCUUCUCUUCGUCAACGUGGAUCAUCGUCAUCAGCCGCGGGAUCUUCGUCGUCGUCUUCCACGGAAGAACAACGAGCGAUCGUGAGGGAGAUAAAAUCGAAGAAGGAUUACUACGAGAUUCUUGGAUUGGCGAAUACAUGCUCAGUGGAAGAUUUGAGGAAAGCUUAUCGGAAACUCUCGUUGAAAGUUCAUCCUGAUAAGAACAAGGCUCCUGGUUCUGAAGAAGCUUUCAAAUCCGUCUCUAAGGCGUUUCAAUGCCUAAGCAACGAAGACACUAGGAGAAAAUACGACGUCAGUGGUUCCGAUGAGCCUGCUUAUCAACCACGCCGAGCUGCUAGAAGAAACAACGGGUUCAACGGCUUCUACGAUGAUGAAUUUGAUGCUGAUGAGAUUUUCAGAAGCUUCUUUGGUGGUGGAAUGAAUACUUCCACUACUCACUUCCGAUCAUUCAAUUUCGGUGCAGGAACUAGAACAGCUAACCAAGCUUCUGAUACAGGAUUCAAUCCUCGUGUACUCCUCCAGAUGCUCCCUGUUGUGCUCAUACUACUACUCAACUUCUUGCCUUCUUCUCAACCAAUUUACUCGCUCUCUCCAUCGUAUAAUUAUGACCACAAGUUCACCACGCAUAGGGGCGUCAAUUACUUUGUCGGAUCAGCCAAGUUCGAGCAGGAGUAUCCAAUAAAUAGUCUCGAGAGACAGAGAGUUGAGGAACAAGUUGACAGAGAUUACUUGUCUAUAUUGGGUCAGAAUUGUCGACACGAGCUUCAGAGACAACAAUGGGGAUUUGUCCGUGAAACGCCACACUGUGACAUGAUGAGGAGGUUUGAUUCAGUAGCUGCAUAAACCUUCCAGGUCAGAUAGAGACUAAAGCACCAAGUUAGUAUACUCAACUUCAAGAGACUUGGUUGGAUUGUUCUGAGACAUAGAUUUGGUACUUAUUAACUUCUGAGCAUUUUGUUGAUGCUUCAGAGAGUUUGAUUUCUAAGUCCCAAACUCAUAUACGUUGAUUACUUGUGCUUCUUAUGAUGUUUAGUAUGAAACAUAUUAUGUGUGAUUAUAUCUUUUUCUGAAUAAUACUUUGUUUUGCUU